CACAUUCUGGAUUAUUAUUUCUACCGCCCACGCCUGCACUGCCCUGCAUUGUCUCUCAGCCGCAUCUCGCUCUAUACCUCCGACACCUCGGAGGCUGUGCACCAAUUCCGCUGCCUUGCUGACGAAGCGGACAACAAAGCAAACACCGCGGCCGGCGACUUUUUUAUUGCAAGCAUGACUGUCCACAAGGAGCCCAUCAACGUCCGACCCGCCAGCCAGCAACGACACUCGUCUAGCACCAUGGCCGGCUCGCUCCCCAAGAACCGCCCGCACUCGCACUCGAUAUCCGCCGCCAACCUCAACCCGGCGCAUCGCGUCACACGCAGGAAGAGCAUGAGCCAGACACCUGCCACCAACGUCGCGGCCAUUGCUGCCGCGGCCAAGGGCAUGUCAGGGGCGCCGCUCGAGGGAGGUAGUAGUAAUGGCCUGCGCCGCUCGUCCAAGCCGACAUCGCAGUUCCGGGGCCCCAACAUGGCCCUCAACUCCACAAUGGCGUCGAGUAUGCCCGGCAAUGGCUCGCAGUUUGGGCCCAGCAGUUAUGGCGCCGCGGCGGCUAAAAGCGAGGCUCUCACCGACGGACCGACACUCGCAACCAUGUUGGAGCAGGACAAGGCCAACUCCAAGUCGCGGAACCGUCGCGCGAGCGAGGGCUCUCGCCUGUCCAAGGGCGACGGCAAGCGAAGUGGUAGCGAUCUGAGAUGUGAAAAAUGUGGGAAAGGCUACAAGCACAGCAGCUGUCUGACCAAGCACCUUUGGGAGCACACGCCUGAAUGGCAGUACACAUCUAAGCUGCUCAUCUCCAAGCACCAGCAGGUGCAGCUGCUCGAGGCCGCCUCGGUCCUCGUCGCCAUGAACAAGGAGAGCGACGGCGAGAACAGCGACCGCUCGUCCCCGCCCGCCUCGGGUUCGUCUGACCUGCGUGAGGAGUUGAGCUCCACUGAAACUACCCCGCCCCCGCAACUCGACGACCAUGCCGUAGGAUCCUACCCUCACUCGCACUUUGGCACCCGCUCCCUCAAGCGCUACUCAGCCAACAGCUCCGCCUACAGCCAAUCCUACCAGUCCACCGUCUUUUCCGACAACGGUAAUGGCCACCACUAUCGCCAGUGGAGCAACGUGUCCGACCGCCCCACUACGUCAGGCACCUCGGUUGCCGGCUCCUACCAUGACGAUGGCAAUGACCAUGCUGACCUCGCCGCCGCCGUCGGCUUGCUGAGCUGCUCUUACGGCACCCCCAAGACGGGACCCGUCGCGCUUCCGCCAGAUGUGCCACCUGUGCCCCCACUACCUGCAAAGUAUUUUGACCUGAAUGCCCGUACCCUGUCAGGUAGCACCACCGUUACCGCGCAGCAGUCGAGUAUGCGUAACAGCUACCGCUACCACAGCGAGAGCAAGGACGUCGACAUGGACGACGACCACUUUGCCGACGAAGAGGACUACCGCUACUCCAACUCACGCAGCCGCGGCCGCAUCGACGAGGACGAUGACGAGAUCUUCGGAAGGAUGGAGGAGUAGGAGCCUUCUGCACCCGACACGCCUUUACGACGUCCCGACAUCUCUUGACAUGUUUCUUUCCAUCGCCUCCAAUUUCACCGUACUUCCGGCCCUGUACCACAAACCAAAUACCAGCCAUUUAGCAAUCUAUCUCCGCGAAGGAGAAAGACGCAGCCUGCACACCGAGGAGAGGGCCG
Molecule: messenger RNA, 1691 nt
Organism: Alternaria rosae
Lineage: Eukaryota; Fungi; Ascomycota; Dothideomycetes; Pleosporales; Pleosporaceae
Exons: 3
Coding region: 175-1515 (446 amino acids)
Source: RefSeq, a predicted model, not a curated record